Molecule: messenger RNA, 650 nt
Organism: Exaiptasia diaphana
Lineage: Eukaryota; Metazoa; Cnidaria; Anthozoa; Actiniaria; Aiptasiidae
Exons: 1
Coding region: 208-582 (124 amino acids)
Source: RefSeq, a predicted model, not a curated record
UUUAAACAGCUUGUGACUAAGAUAACAAGGCCGAUAAGUAAAACAUGCCUUGAUCAUGUUUUUUCUAACCGUCCCGAGAGAAUUCAUUCUGUAGAUGUCAGGGAGUCUGGUCUUUCUGAUCAUCUACCAGUGUUUGCAGUGCGCACUUACAAAGGAAAGGAGCGCCCCCGUCCACGUGACAAGCCUCACAAAAUCACUUACCGUAACAUGAAAGAUUUUAAUGAAUUCCAGUUCCAAGCAACAUUAAAAGUGAUCCCGUGGGACACUGCGUUUGUUUUUGAUACCAUCGAUGAUAUGCUUGAUACAUGGGAGCAUUUAUUCAACAAAGCCCUAGACAGUCAUUGUCCUUGGCGCGAAAAACGUGUAUCUAGAGAAAAACAAGCUCCAUGGAUGACACAUGAUGUUUUGCAGCAUAUACAGAGGAGAGACUCACUUCUAAAAAAAGCAAGAAUCUCGGCUUUGUCUGAAGUUUGGGACAGUUAUAAAUCGUCUAGGAAUAAAGCUACAAAUGCGAUAAAAACUGCCAAAGCGAAAUUUUACAACAAUGUUUUGCAAUGCAAAGGGAAUUUGGAAAACGAUUAAGUCACUAACGCGCAACAACAAAAAGAGUGCUAAAACUGAGGUCAAUUCAAAUGCCAAAAMUGUUGACG